Molecule: messenger RNA, 388 nt
Organism: Bombyx mandarina (wild silkworm)
Lineage: Eukaryota; Metazoa; Arthropoda; Insecta; Lepidoptera; Bombycidae
Biological process (GO): tricarboxylic acid cycle
Cellular component (GO): cytoplasm; mitochondrion
Molecular function (GO): L-malate dehydrogenase (NAD+) activity
Source: RefSeq, a predicted model, not a curated record
AUGCUUCGUCAAAUCAGUCUGCAAGUUGCGAACAAAACACCGGUUCUAGUACCCAGAGCAGGCUAUAAGAACUUUGUAAUGUCUGAAGCGCUCGCUCAGAUCGAGAAAGACUGCGAAAGGUUCUGUCCGGUACCAAGGUUCCCACCACAAAAAGUAGCCAUAGUCGGCGCUGGUAGUGACAUUGGUCGAAUAGCAGCUUUGUUCCUAAAACAGCAGAAAGUCGUGAAAACCCUUGCCUUGUAUGAUGAUGUACCCGAACGAUACGUAUUGGGAAUAGCCAACGACUUAGCACAUAUUGAUACUAGCACUGAGAUCGAAGCGUUUCAAGGAAGAGUUUUCUUAAAACCAGCGCUAUAUGUAUGAAACUUUUCGUAUUCUGUACGCUUUU